Peromyscus eremicus (cactus mouse) is the source of this 1491-nucleotide messenger RNA. RefSeq names its product ring finger protein 121 (gene Rnf121). The coding region runs from base 329 to 1273 and encodes 314 amino acids. Lineage: Eukaryota; Metazoa; Chordata; Mammalia; Rodentia; Cricetidae. Gene Ontology annotation, cellular component: Golgi membrane; endoplasmic reticulum membrane. Gene Ontology annotation, molecular function: ubiquitin protein ligase activity; metal ion binding. The record is from RefSeq and is a predicted model, not a curated record. The transcript has 9 exons.
CAAAACAUUUGAAGGUGGGUAUUGUGGUAUAUGUCUAUAAUUCCAGCACUCAAGUGGAUGAGGCAGGAUGAUUGAGAGUCUGAGGCCAACCUGGGAUACACAGUGAGUUCAAGGCUGGCCUGAGCUACGUGGCAAGAUCUUAUCGCAAACAACAACAACACCCCCCCCACACCAAACCCCCACAAAAGCAACAAUACUCAAAGAAAGGCAGGUACAUCUCUGUGAGUUUGAGGCCAGACUGGUCUACAAAGUGAGUGCUAGGCUAGUCAGGGAUAUAGAGUGAGCCUUUGUCUCACAAAAGAAGAAAAAGAGGGAGAGGAAGACAACGAUGAGAGUUCAAGCUGACCUUCAGGUUGAUAUGUCAGACCUCUCUCCAGAGGAGCAAUGGAGGGUCGAGCAUGCACGUAUGCAUGCCAAACAUCGUGGCCACGAAGCCAUGCAUGCCGAAAUGGUCCUUAUCCUCAUUGCUACCUUGGUGGUGGCCCAGCUGCUCCUGGUACAGUGGAAACAGAGGCACCCCCGUUCUUACAACAUGGUGACCCUCUUUCAGAUGUGGGUUGUUCCCCUCUAUUUCACAGUGAAGCUGCAUUGGUGGAGGUUCUUGGUGAUCUGGAUCUUCUUCUCUGCUGUCACAGCCUUUGUCACCUUCCGAGCCACACGGAAACCUCUAGUACAGACAACACCAAGGUUGGUUUAUAAAUGGUUCCUCCUAAUCUAUAAAAUCAGCUAUGCCACUGGCAUUGUUGGCUACAUGGCUGUCAUGUUUACCCUCUUUGGUCUUAACUUAUUAUUCAAGAUUAAACCAGAAGAUGCGAUGGACUUUGGCAUUUCUCUUCUCUUCUAUGGUCUCUACUAUGGAGUUCUUGAGCGGGACUUUGCAGAAAUGUGUGCAGACUAUAUGGCUUCUACCAUAGGGUUCUACAGUGAGUCGGGCAUGCCUACCAAGCACCUUUCAGACAGCGUGUGUGCUGUGUGUGGGCAGCAGAUCUUUGUGGAUGUCAACGAAGAGGGCAUCAUCGAGAACACAUACAGGCUUUCCUGUAAUCACGUAUUCCAUGAGUUCUGUAUCCGAGGCUGGUGCAUCGUGGGAAAGAAGCAGACGUGUCCCUACUGCAAGGAGAAGGUGGACCUGAAGAGGAUGUUCAGCAAUCCCUGGGAGAGGCCUCAUGUCAUGUAUGGACAGCUGCUGGACUGGCUUCGAUACUUGGUAGCCUGGCAGCCUGUCAUCAUUGGCCUGGUACAAGGCAUCAGCUACAUCCUGGGCCUGGAAUAAUCAGGAACCACAUCGUUGGAGAACCCACCCCACCCACCAUGGACCUCAGGGCACUCUCCUUGCUGCCCACAAAGACUUGGGUGGGAAAGACUCAAAGGCACUUGGGCCACUCAGGACCUCCCCGGCUGUGUCUGGGUUGCAGGGGGGGAAAUGAUGGAGAACCAGCCAGUGGGGCUGUCAGCAGUGGGGGCUUUUUAAAAGAAAAUUAUUUUGAUGAA